Messenger RNA from Dioscorea cayenensis subsp. rotundata (Guinea yam), 1451 nucleotides. RefSeq names its product fructose-bisphosphate aldolase 1, chloroplastic. Lineage: Eukaryota; Viridiplantae; Streptophyta; Magnoliopsida; Dioscoreales; Dioscoreaceae. Gene Ontology annotation, biological process: glycolytic process; fructose 1,6-bisphosphate metabolic process. The record is from RefSeq and is a predicted model, not a curated record. Gene Ontology annotation, cellular component: cytosol. The transcript is spliced from 6 exons. Gene Ontology annotation, molecular function: fructose-bisphosphate aldolase activity. Bases 88 to 1254 code for a protein of 388 amino acids.
CCACCUUGCAUUUCAAAUACUAACUCUCAUUCAUACUCACUCUUCCAAGAGAGUAAGCAGCAUUCAAGUGUCUUGACAACUUUCACAAUGGCCUCUGCUACUCUCCUCAAAUCCUCAUUCCUUCCCCGGAAAACCGAAUGGCUUAACACUGCCCGGCCAAACACUAACAAGUCCUCUGCUGUCGUCUUUUCUGUUCGCGCAGGCUCUUAUGCUGAUGAACUUGUUAAAACUGCGAAAACUAUUGCAUCGCCGGGUAGAGGAAUUUUGGCUAUGGAUGAAUCCAAUGCAACUUGCGGGAAGCGUCUUGCAUCCAUCGGCUUGGAGAACACAGAGGCCAAUAGACAGGCUUAUCGAACUCUACUUGUUACCCCUACAGAGUUAGGAAAUUAUAUCUCCGGAGCAAUUCUUUUUGAGGAAACACUUUAUCAAUCUACCACAGACGGAAAGAAGAUUGUCGAUGUUCUUGUUGAACAAAAAAUUGUGCCAGGAAUCAAAGUUGACAAGGGUCUGGUACCACUAGCAGGAUCAAAUGAUGAAUCAUGGUGCCAAGGAUUGGAUGGCCUUGCAUCACGGUGCGCCGCAUACUAUCAGCAAGGAGCACGAUUCGCUAAAUGGCGUACUGUGGUUAGCAUUCCGAAUGGUCCAUCGGCUCUUGCAGUAAAAGAAGCCGCUUGGGGACUAGCACGCUAUGCCGCCAUUUCACAAGAUAAUGGCUUGGUACCAAUUGUUGAGCCUGAAAUACUUUUGGAUGGACACCAUGGCAUUGAGAGAACCUUUGAAGUUGCACAGAAAGUAUGGGCAGAAGUGUUCUUCUACAUGGCUGAAAACAAUGUCAUGUUUGAAGGUAUACUUCUCAAGCCAAGCAUGGUAACUCCUGGUGCUGAAUGCGAAGAGAAAGCAACACCAGAACAAGUGGCUGAAUACACUCUGAAGCUCCUUAAAAGGAGAAUUCCACCUGCCGUUCCUGGCAUCAUGUUCUUGUCUGGAGGACAAUCUGAAGUGGAGGCAACACUGAAUUUGAACGCGAUGAACCAAAGUCCAAACCCGUGGCACAUCUCAUUUUCAUAUGCAAGAGCACUGCAGAACACUUGCCUGAAGACGUGGGGAGGAAGGCCGGAGAACGUCAAGGCUGCACAAGAUGCUCUGCUUCUUCGGGCGAAGGCGAAUUCACUUGCUCAGCUCGGGAAGUACAGCGGCGAAGGCGAGUCUGCAGAGGCCAAAAAAGGCAUGUUUGUCAAGAACUGGUCCUAUUAAGGACCGAAAGAUAGUGAAUGUUUUAUUGAUACAGAACUUUGCCUGGAUUUCAAUCUAGUAGUAAUUCAUGUAUCUGAAGAACUUAAUAUGGUGUAUUUGUCAUUGAGACACUUGAAACUAUGAUAUGAGAGCAUGUAGUUUGAGAAUUUCAAGUGAUCUGCAACCAGAGAAGGUUACUGUCUUAAAAUUCAGUUUGA